UCUCAGAUCCAUCUAACUUGACAAACGUGAUGUACUGAAACAAUAUAUCUACAAAGUUGGGUAGCUUAAACACUUCACGUAAACAGAUCUGACGAGGCAUUAUAGUCAUGACAAUGAAUCUAUUCGCAUGUUGUGCUUUUCUCGCCCUCGUGUUAUGUUUGACGAGUGGCCUAGAGAUCGGAAAACAUGCUGAAGGGCAAAAACGCAUCCAUGGAAAUUUAGGCAUAAUUAAUGGCAAAAAGGCUUCAAUCAAGAAGUUUCCAUAUAUGGUUGCACUGAUUAUUGACGGCAGCUUACAGGGAUCUGGAGUCAUCCUCAACUCACAUUGGAUACUGACAACGGCUUUCAACGUUGCUUGGGUUCCUUCGGACGAAAUCGAGUUCAGAGCUGGCAGCACCACCUAUGAACAGGGCGGGCAGACCUUAACCGCUGAGAAGGUUGUCGUCCACGAGAACUACACGGGAUCCUGGGACUACGACAUCGCGGUCGUCAAACUCAACAAGCCCAUCAAGCUCGGCAAGAAGGCAAAGCCUAUCUCGGCAAAAAAGAUCUCAAAGGAAAAACUAAGGUGGUUGCUUCCGGCUGGGGCCCUGCAUCUGAGUAUGGAAACCCUUCACCAAACUUAUUGUCGGGCGAGUUGACCGUCUUGGAUUGGGAUACCUGUGAUGAAACCUACCCCUACGACUUGACGUCCAGACUCAUGUGCACGUCUGACACCAAUGUAGCGCCUUGUGGCGUCGACUUUGGUGACCCUAUAGUGUACAAGAAGGCAGUGUACGGACUGUACGCCGGCGGAUACGGGUGUCUCACCGAACCAGCGCUUUUCACUGAUGUCGUUAAUCUCUCAAAAUGGGUGAAGUCUGCUAUCAAGCAAUA
Molecule: messenger RNA, 876 nt
Organism: Homalodisca vitripennis (glassy-winged sharpshooter)
Lineage: Eukaryota; Metazoa; Arthropoda; Insecta; Hemiptera; Cicadellidae
Product: mite allergen Eur m 3-like
Exons: 6
Coding region: 108-641 (177 amino acids)
Biological process (GO): proteolysis
Molecular function (GO): serine-type endopeptidase activity
Source: RefSeq, a predicted model, not a curated record